AUGGCUUAUUUGAGGAAGUCCACUGGCUGGCAGGGGGUCGAAGCCCGCUACUCAGAAUUAAGCGGCAACCGCGCCCAUCCCCUUAACGAAGACAGCUGUCUGGCCAAGGGGACUCACCUGCUGGUGGUCCUCCCCGUCCUGGCCAAUGAGAAGAAUCACCGAGGCUGGCCCCACGUGGUAUGUCAAGAUGUCCAGCGGCACGCCCACGGCCUGCAGGGCGACCUCCUGGUUAUCCUGGAGCAGGUCAACGGGAAGACUGUGCUGCCUCUUCCGGCAGGCGCAGACGAAGUGGGGUUUGUGGAUUCGGACAGCGACAGUGCCUUGGAUUGCACAGAGAAGUCAGUCAUCUAUGCCAUUGAGUCUGCUGUAAUCCAGUGGAGCCGCCGGGUCCAGGGGGUGCUCAAGAGAGAGUCUUCCCAGCCCCUCCUACAAGGGGAGAACCCCACCCCUAGGGUGGAGUUGGAGUUCUGGAAGAGCAGGGCUGAAGAUCUGGAACACAUUUACAACCAACUGAGAGCGAUAAAGGCGAGGGGCAUGGCCAGGCUCUUGGACAGAGUCCACAGCAGCUACUUCCCAGCUUUCCAAGCCAUGUGCAGAGAUGUCGUAGCAGCUCUGACAGAGGCGCAGGACAUCCAGACACACCUGAUGCCACUCUCCCGCCACCUGGAGAUCCUCGAGAGCCUGGAGUUUCCGGAGGUGAAACCACGGCUGCGGCCUCUGCUCCACGUGGUGUGUCUGAUCUGGGCCACGUGCGGGUCCUACCGCUCCCCAGGGCGGCUCACGGUGCUGCUCCAGGAAAUCUGCAAUCUCCUCAUCCAGCAGGCUUCUAAUUAUCUCAACCCAGAAGGCCUCCUGAGAAGUGAGGUGGAAGAAAGUCAGAGAAAACUGCAAGUGGCCGUGGACACCUUGAACUUCUUCAAGCAGAUGUUUCAGGACAGAAGAGAGAAUCUCCAUACUUACUUCAAAGAGAACCAGGAAGUCAAGGAGUGGGAUUUCCAGUCUUCCUUGGUCUUUGUGCGACUGGAUGGCUUCCUGGGGAGACUGCUCCUGGUGCAGGAUCUUCUGAAGACAACCCUGGAUUUCCACACGCUGGGAAAGCUUGAGUUCAGUGGCAUCAGAGGGAGUGCCCUGAGUCGGCAGGUCCAGCAAAUGUACGACGAAUUUCAAGAGAUGUACAGGGUCUUUACAGAGGCCCCCUAUGACUGCUUGGACCCCCAGAGCACGGAAUUCGAAAAUGACGUGUCCGAAUUUCGCCAGAGAGUAGAAGAUCUUGACCGAGGGCUGGGGACCAUCUUCAUUCAAGCCUUCGAUGAUGCCCCCGGUUUGGAGCAUGCCUUUAAGCUGCUAGACAUAGCAGGGAACCUUCUGGAAAGGCCGCUGAUAGCGCAGGAUGCAUCUGACAAGUACCUGCUGUUCGUCCGAAUGUUCCACAAAGACCUGGAUACCGUGAGGGUGAUCUACAGUCAGCGCGUCCAGGAGGAGGCAGAACUUGGUGGGGCCUGUGCUCGUGGGACCCAGGGCAAGCGGAUCCAGAAGGAGCUGGUUCAGCUUCUCAUCCAGAAGCGUGGAAGCUUCCGUGGCGUGGCAGGCUUCACCUCUCCCAUCUCGGGAUGGCCUCUGCGCCUUCUGGAACAGGCGCAUCAGCUCCGCUGGGUUUGUGACUUCGAGAGACGCUGGACACCCUCACGCUUCUCUGCCAACUGGGAGGAGAAGUGGCCCAGCCCUCCGGAGCCGCAUCAGUGCAUCCAGGUAGAAGCCCGGAGAGACAGUUGCCUGGAAUCUGCCGAAGGAAAGCGAAUGACACAAAAAUAUGAAGAUCUGCUCUCACUGCUCGACAAGUACGAGACGAAGCUUUAUGAAGACUGGUGUCAGGCUGUGUCGGAGAAGUCACAGUACAAUCUUUCCCAGCCGCUUCUGAAACGUGACCCAGAGACGAAGCAGAUCGCCGUCAACUUUAACCCACAGCUGACUUCAGUGCUGAAGGAAAUGAGUUAUCUUGAAUCGAGGCAGAUGCGACAUGUUCCUCAGACAGCAGCAGCCAUGUUCUCCUCCAGGGAAUUCUAUCGGCAGCUCGUGGCGAAGUUGGAACUGAUGGCGAAUUGGUACAACAAGAUUAUGAAAACUCUUGUAGAGGUGGAAUUGCCAUUGCUGGAGAAAGAGCUGGGGAAUAUCGAUCUCUGCCUGAAAGCUGCAGAAGAGACUCUGAACUGGAAAACGGAAGGCAUUUGGGAUUAUGUCAUUCAAAUCACCGACAGCGUUCAUGAUCUCGAACAAAGGAUUCAGAAAGCCCAAGACAACGUGGAAGAGAUUCAAAACAUCAUGAAAACAUGGGUGUCUCCGAUAUUUAAGAGAAAAGAUGGAAAAAAGGAAUGUCUCCUUUCCAUGGAUGACCAGCGCAACCGGAUGGAAAAAUACUACGAUCUCAUCAAAGAAUCUGGACUUAAGAUUCAUGCCCUCGUUCAGGAAAACCUAGGUCUGUUUGCCGCGGACCCAACCUCUAAUAUCUGGAAGGCUUAUGUUAAGUACAUAGAUGAUAUGUUGCUGGAUGGAUUUUUUCUUGCCAUUGAGUGCUCCCUCAAAUACCUUCUGGAAAACACCGAAAGUAAAGCUGGACUCACCCCGAUAUUUGAGGCACAGCUGUGCUUAGUGAUACCAGAAUUAGUUUUCUCUCCAUCCCUGGAGUCUGGAGUGAAGGGUGGCUUCUACGACACCGUCGAGGGUCUGGUGGCCAACAUUUUUGGAAUAUCGUCUUUGGUGCCACGGCUUUCCCCACAGAACGGCUCUCUCCACUACCAGGUUGACAUGGAGGGCGUGGCCCACUUGGCCAGCUUGAGGAGCACGCUCCUGGACAGGGUUCAGAGCAUGAUGGCCCUCUGCAGUGGCUAUCGGAACACUUUCAGCCAAUACUCCUACCUCUACGUGGAGGACCGGAAGGAGGUUCUGAGUCAGUUUCUGUUGUAUGGACGUGUCCUCACACCCGAGGAAAUGGAAGCCCACAUAGACGAUGGCCUUCCAGAGAACCCCCCUCUCCUCCAUCAGUUCAAGGCACAGAUCGACUCCUAUGAAAAGCUCUACGAAGAAGUGUGCGGCCUGGAGCCCGUCAAGGUGUUUGACGGCUGGAUGAAAAUUGAUGUGCGACCCCUUAAAGCAUCUCUGCUGAACCUCAUUAAGAGGUGGAGCCUCACGUUCAAGCAGCAUCUCGUUGACCACGUCACUAACAGCUUGGCCGACCUUGAAGUGUUUAUAAGAAAUACCGAGAGCGGCAUGCUCAAGAAAGUUGAAAAAGGAGAUUUCAAAGGAUUGGUGGAGAUUAUGGGGCACCUUAUGGCUCUGAAAGAGCGGCAGAACAGCACUGAUGAGAUGUUCGAGCCCUUGAAGCACACUAUUGAGCUGCUAAAGACCUAUGAACAAGAAUUGCCAGAAACGGUGUUUAAGCAGCUGGAGUCUUGGCGGGAGCUCUGGCUUUCCAGCACCUACGGGAACAUGACCGUGUUCCUCUGUGUCAGGUUCGACAGCGUCGCCCCUCACCGCGAGCUGGACGCCAGGCACGUGGAGAUCCGACAGAUGGAGCUGACCCUGGCCUCCAUCUCGGAGUCUGCUGCCUUGUUUGAGGUCAGCAUUCCCAACUACAAGCAGCUGAACCAGUGCAGGCAGGAAGUCUGCCUGCUGAAGGAGCUCUGGGACACGAUAGCGAUGGUCACCUCCAGCAUCCGUGCCUGGGAGACGGCCCCGUGGAGGGAGGUCAACGUGGAGGCCAUGGACCGGGAGUGUAAACGGUUCGCGAGGUGCAUCCGGAACCUGGACAAGGAGGUCAGGGCCUGGGACGCGUUCGCGGGCCUGGAGAGCACCGUGUCGGACGCUCUGAGCUCCCUGCGGGCGGUGGCCGAGCUGCAGAAUCCGGCCAUCCGGGAGCGGCACUGGAGGCAGCUGGUGCAGGCCACGGGCGUGAGCUUCACCAUGGGCGAGGGCACCACCCUGGCAGACCUCCUGCGGCUCCAGCUGCACCGUUUUGAGGACGAGGUGCGGGGCAUCGCGGACAAGGCCGUGAAAGAGAUGGGCAUGGAGGAGACCUUGACGGAGCUGUGCGCCACCUGGGCCGGCCUGGAAUUCCGGUACGAGCCCCACCCGCGGACCGGCGUCCCCCAGCUGCGGUCGGACGAGGACCUCCUCGAGCUCCUGGAGGACAACCAAGUCCAGCUGCAGAACCUGAUGACGUCCAAGCACGUUGCCUUCUUCCUGGAGGAAGUGUCCGGCUGGCAGAAGAGGCUGUCCACGGCCGACGCCGUCAUCUCCUCCUGGUUCGACGUGCAGCGUACGUGGUCUCACCUGGAAAGUAUAUUCAUGGGAUCCGAAGACAUCCGGGCUCAGCUGCCCCAGGUUCAACGCCAUCUUUCCAAACUCUUUGACAACAUGGCCAAGAUGGAAUUCCAGCUGGACGCCAGUGAGAAAGCGACCAAGAUAAGUCUGGGCAUGUACAGCAAGGAAGGAGAGUACGUGGCCUUCAGCGAGCCCUGUGACUGCAGUGGCCAGGUGGAAAUAUGGUUGAACCAUGUGCUCGCGCAUAUGAAGGCCACAGUGAGGCAUGGGAUGACAGAAGGUGUAGUUGCUUAUGAAGAAAAGCCAAGGGAACAGUGGCUCUUUGACUAUCCAGCUCAGGUGGCCCUGACCUGCACUCAGAUCUGGUGGACCACGGAGGUGGGCAUUGCGUUUGCCAGGCUGGAGGAAGGCUACGAGAACGCCAUGAAGGACUAUCACAGGAAGCAAGUGGUGCAGCUCAAAACCCUCAUCACCGUGUUACUCGGCCAGCUCUCCGAAGGGGACCGGCAGAAGAUUAUGACCAUAUGCACCGUUGAUGUGCACGCCCGGGAUGUGGUGGCCAAGAUGAUCGCUCAGAAGGUGGACAAUGCUCAGGCCUUCCCCUGGCUGGCCCAGCUGCGGCACCGUUGGGACGACGAGGCCAAACACUGCUUUGCCAACAUCUGUGAUGCGCAGUUUCUAUAUUCCUACGAGUACCUGGGAAAUACGCCUCGCCUGGUGAUCACGCCUCUGACAGACCGAUGCUACAUCACCCUCACUCAGUCUCUGCACCUGACCAUGAGCGGAGCUCCGGCAGGACCCGCGGGCACAGGCAAGACGGAGACCACCAAGGACCUGGGCCGAGCACUGGGCGUCAUGGUGUACGUGUUCAACUGCUCCGAGCAGAUGGACUACAAGUCUUGUGGCAACAUCUACAAAGGCCUCGCUCAGACCGGUGCCUGGGGCUGUUUUGAUGAGUUUAAUCGAAUCUCUGUGGAGGUCUUAUCAGUGGUGGCGGUGCAGACAGACGCUGGUGCAGGAUAUGGGCGUCCUGUGGGUCCCUACCAAGGCAAGGCCAGCGUAAGGGUGCUGCGCGGUGGAGAAUGUUGGGUGGUGAUGGCACUAGGGGCUGGCAUGACGGGUGCUCCCAGCUUGUGCCUGGAGUCCAUACGGCCUUGCGCGAUGGUGGUUCCAGACUUCGAGUUGAUCUGUGAGAUCAUGCUGGUGGCAGAAGGAUUCAUUGAAGCACGGGUGUUGGCCAGAAAGUUCAUCACCCUUUAUCGGUUGUGCAAAGAGCUGCUCUCUAAACAGGACCACUAUGACUGGGGCCUGCGGGCCAUCAAGUCGGUGCUGGUGGUGGCGGGAUCCCUGAAGCGAGGAGACCCUGACCGCCCCGAGGACCAGGUCCUGAUGCGCUCCCUGAGAGACUUCAACAUCCCCAAGAUCGUGACCGAUGAUGUGCCAGUGUUCAUGGGCCUGAUUGGGGACCUCUUUCCUGCCCUGGAUGUCCCUCGGAGGAGAGACCUCAACUUCGAAGCCUUGGUUCGGAAGGCCGUGGUGGAGCUGAAGCUCCAGGCCGAGGACAACUUUGUGCUCAAGGUGGCCCAGCUGGAGGAGCUCCUGGCAGUGCGGCACUCGGUGUUCGUGGUGGGCAACGCUGGGGCCGGCAAGUCUCAGGUGCUCAGAUCCUUGCACAAGACCCAUCAGAUCAUGAAGCGUCGCCCCGUCUGGGUGGACCUCAACCCCAAAGCAGUCACAAACGAUGAGCUCUUUGGUAUCAUCAAUCCAGCUACCAGAGAAUGGAAGGAUGGUAAGACCAUGGGCAGGCUUGAGUCUACAUCCAGGGGCAAACUUCAGAGGGAAGGACGCUGGCCCGCUCUGUACGGAGUGCUGACCCUGGCAAGCAACGAGAGGAUCCCCCUGAGCCCCACGAUGAGGCUGCUGUUUGAGAUCAGCCACCUGCGCACGGCCACCCCAGCAACGGUCUCCAGAGCAGGAAUCCUGUACAUCAAUCCCACGGACCUGGGCUGGAACCCUCCCGUGAGUAGCUGGAUUGACAAGAGGGAAGUCCAGACAGAGAGAGCCAACCUCACCAUCCUGUUUGACAAGUACCUCCCGACCUGCUUAGACACACUCAGAACCAGUCCUCGGAGCUUCUCCGUGGACUGCUUCUUGGAGGCAAGGACUCCGGCAGGAUGGCUUGCGGACCACCGGGAAGAGUUCAGCAAGUGGUGGCUCGCGCAUUUCAAGACAGUCAAGUUUCCCUCCCAGGGAACCGUCUUUGACUACUACAUAGACCCAGAGACCAAGAAAUUCGAGCCCUGGUCCAAGCUCAUCCCCCAGUUUGAAUUCGACCCCGAGAUGCCUCUGCAGGCUUGCCUGGUGCCCACGGGCGAGACCGUCCGAGUGUGCUACUUCCUGGAGCGGCUCCUGGAGCGGCGGCGGCCGGUCAUGCUGGUGGGGACCGCGGGGGUCGGCAAGUCGGUCCUGGUGGGAACCAAGCUGGCCAGCCUCGACACCGAGGAGUACCUGGUGCAAAACGUGCCGUUCAACUACUAUACCACGUCGGCGAUGCUGCAAGCUGUCCUGGAGAAGCCUCUAGAAAAGAAGGCCGGAAGAAACUAUGGCCCCCCAGGCAACAAGAAGCUGAUCUAUUUCAUUGAUGACAUGAACUUGCCUGAGGUGGAUGCCUACGGGACUGUGCAGCCCCACACCAUCAUCAGGCAGCAUCUGGACUAUGGCCACUGGUAUGACCGGAACAAGCUGUCCCUGAAGGAGAUCAGGAAUGUGCAAUAUGUCUCCUGUAUGAACCCCACUGCGGGCAGCUUCACCAUCAACCCACGGCUUCAGCGCCACUUUAGCGUGCUUGUCCUCUCCUUCCCUGGGGCAGACGCCCUGGCUUCCAUCUACGGCACCAUCCUGACUCAGCACCUUAAGCUUGGAAACUUCCCAGAGUCUCUGCAGAAAUCUAGCCCCCAGCUCAUCAGUCUGGCCCUCACCUUCCACCAGAAGAUCACCACCACAUUCCUACCCACAGCGAUCAAAUUCCACUACGUUUUCAAUCUCCGAGACCUCGCCAACAUUUUCCAGGGCAUUCUCUUCUCCUCUGUGGAAUGUGUAAAAUCCACACAGGACCUCGUAAAGCUCUAUCUACAUGAAUCAAGUCGGGUUUAUCGGGACAAGAUGGUGGAAGAAAAGGACUUUGAUCUUUUUGACAAAAUCCAGACAGAAGUGGUCAAGAAAAUUUUUGAUGGUGUUGAUGAGACGGUGGAGCAGACCCGAAGCCUAAACAUAUAUUGCCAUUUUGCAAAUGGUAUUGGUGAACCCAAGUACAUGCCUGUACAAUCGUGGGAACUUUUGACCCAGACUCUGGUGGAAGCCCUGGAGAACCACAACGAAGUCAACACAGUGAUGGACCUGGUUCUCUUUGAGGACGCCAUGCGCCAUGUCUGCCACAUCAGCCGCAUCCUGGAGUCCCCGCGGGGAAACGCUCUGCUGGUCGGCGUGGGUGGGAGCGGCAAGCAGUGUCUGACCAGGCUUGCGGCUUUCAUCAGCUCCAUGGACGUAUUCCAGAUCACGCCGUGGAGAGGCUACCAGAUCUCGGACUUCAAGAUGGACCUGUCCAGUUUGUGCCUGAAAGCUGGGGUGAAGGGUCUCAGCACGGUGUUUCUCAUGACCGAUGCCCAAGUGGCUGAUGAGAAGUUCCUUGUGCUCAUCAAUGAUCUCUUGGCAUCUGGAGAGAUCCCAGACCUCUACUCCGAUGAUGAAGUUGAAAACAUCAUAAACAACGUGAGGAAUGAAGUCAAGAGUCAAGGUCUGGUAGACAACAGAGGGAACUGCUGGAAAUUCUUUAUAGAUCGGGUCCGACGACAACUGAAGGUGACUCUCUGUUUCUCCCCUGUGGGGAACAAGCUGAGGGUCCGCAGCAGGAAGUUUCCAGCCAUUGUGAACUGCACAGCCAUCGACUGGUUCCACGAGUGGCCUCGGCAGGCAUUGGAGUCUGUCAGCCUCCGCUUCCUGCAGAACACAGAAGGCAUUGAGCCCACAGUCAAGCAGUCGAUUAGCAAGUUCAUGGCCUUUGUCCACACAAGUGUCAACCAGAUGUCCCAGGCUUAUCUGAGCAACGAGCAACGCUACAACUACACAACCCCUAAGUCAUUCCUGGAGUUCAUCAGACUCUACCAGAGCUUGCUGCGCAGACAUGGAAAAGAGCUCAGGUCCAAAAUGGAGCGUCUCGAGAACGGACUGCUGAAGCUUCACAGCACCUCUGCCCAGGUAGAUGAUCUGAAAGCCAAGCUGGCCACCCAGGAAGUGGAGGUGAGACACAAGAAUGAGGACGCAGACAAGCUGAUCCGGGUGGUGGGCAUAGAGACGGACAAGGUGAGCAGAGAGAAAGCCAUCGCGGACGAGGAGGAGCGGAAGGUGGCCCUCAUCAUGCAGGAGGUAAAGCAGAAACAGAAGGACUGUGAGGACGACCUGGCCAAAGCGGAGCCGGCGCUCACAGCAGCCCAGGCAGCCCUCAACACCCUCAACAAGACCAACCUGACGGAGCUGAAGUCCUUUGGCACCCCGCCACUGGCAGUCAGCAACGUCACGGCCGCGGUGAUGACCCUCAUCGCCCCCGGGGGCAAGGUCCCCAAGGACCGGAGCUGGAAGGCCGCGAAGGUCAGCAUGGCCAAAGUGGACACUUUCCUGGACUCCCUCGUCAACUUCGACAAAGAGAACAUUCACGAGAACUGCCUCAAGGCCAUCAGGCCGUAUCUGCAGGACCCAGAGUUCAACCCCGAGUUCGUGGCCACCAAGUCUCACGCGGCUGCGGGCCUCUGCUCCUGGGUGAUCAACAUCGUGAAGUUCUACGAGGUGUUCUGCGACGUCGAGCCCAAGCGCCAGGCAUUGAGCAGAGUCACCUCGGACCUCACCGCCGCCCAGGAGAAGCUGGCAGCCAUAAAAGCCAAAGUCACCCACCUUAAUGAAAACCUGGCCAAACUCACAGCCAAGUUUGAGAAAGCCACGGCAGACAAGCUCAGAUGUCAGCAAGAAGCCGAAGCGACCGCAGGCGUCAUCUCCCUUGCCAAUCGCCUGGUGAGGGGACUGGCCUCAGAAAACGUGAGGUGGGCAGAGGCCGUGCAGAACUUCAGACAGCAGGAGAGCAAACUCUGCGGAGACAUGCUUCUGACCACGGCUUUCGUUUCGUACCUCGGCUUCUUCACGAAGGGCUAUCGGCAGAGCCUCAUGGAGGGCACCUGGCGACCCUACCUAAGCCAGCUAAAGGUGCCCAUCCCGGUCACCCCCACCCUGGAUCCCCUGAGGAUGCUGACGGACGAGGCCGACGUGGCAGCCUGGCAGAACCAGGGCCUCCCCGCAGACCGCAUGUCCGUGGAGAACGCCACCAUCGUGGUCACCUGUGAGCGCUGGCCGCUCGUGGUUGACCCGCAGCUACAAGGCAUGAAAUGGAUCAAGAACAAAUACGGCGAGAACCUCCGGGUCACCCGGAUUGGUCAGAAGGGGUAUCUCCAAACCAUAGAGCGUGCCCUGGAAGCUGGAGAUGUGGUGCUAAUCGAAAACCUGGAAGAAUCCGUUGACCCUGUCCUGGGUCCCCUGCUCGGGAGAGAAGUCAUCAAGAAAGGACGAUUCAUCAAAAUCGGAGACAAAGAAUGUGAAUACAACCCCAGCUUCCGGCUCAUCCUUCACACAUCAACUUUGGGUGACCAGGGAGGAUGACUGGAGGACCAACACAGCGUGGUCAGCAUGGAGAGGCCGGACCUGGAGCAGCUGAAGUCAGAUCUCACCAAGCAGCAGAACGGGUUCAAAAUCACCCUGAAAACACUAGAAGACAACCUGCUUUCUCGCCUCUCUUCAGCAUCUGGGAACUUCCUGGGGGACACGGCCUUAGUGGAGAACCUGGAGACCACCAAGCAGACGGCCGCGGAAGUCGAGAAGAAGGUCCAGGAGGCCAGGGUGACGGAAGUGAAAAUCAACGAGGCCCGCGAACACUACCGGCCCGCAGCCGCCCGGGCCUCCCUGCUCUACUUCAUCAUGAAUGACCUCAGCAAGAUCCACCCGAUGUACCAGUUUUCUCUCAAGGCCUUCAGCAUCGUCUUCCAGAAGGCUGUGGAGAAGGCUGCUCCGGACGAGAGCCUCAAGGCGCGUGUGACCAAUCUGAUAGACAGCAUCACCUUCUCCGUAUACCAGUACACCACACGUGGGCUCUUCGAGUGUGAUAAGCUGACCUACCUUGCCCAGCUUACCUUUCAGAUCCUCCUCACGAGCGGGGAAGUGAGUGUGACCACGCUGGAUUUCCUGCUUCGAUCUCCGGGGCAGACGGGCGUCACCAGUCCCGUGGGCUUCCUCUCCCAUCAGGCCUGGGGUGGCAUAAAGGCACUUUCAUCAAUGGAAGAAUUCUGUAAUCUGGAUCGAGACAUUGAGGGAUCCGCCAAGAGUUGGAAGAAGUUUGUGGAAUCGGAAUGUCCUGAGAAGGAGAAGUUUCCACAGGAGUGGAAGGACAAGACAGCCCUGCAGCGCCUCUGUAUGAUGAGAGUCAUGCGGCCUGACCGGAUGACCUACGCCAUACGGUCUUUGCUAACACUGGAGGCAACGCUUUCCUUUCAGGACACGCUGGAGAUGUGCUCCCGGGAGACGGAGUUUAAGAGCAUCCUCUUUGCUCUUUGUUACUUUCACGGGGUGGUGGCAGAGAGACGAAAGUUUGGGCCGCAGGGAUGGAACUGCCCUUACCCCUUCAACACUGGGGACCUCACCAUCUCUGUGAACGUGCUGUACAACUUCCUGGAGGCCAACGCAAAGGUCCCCUAUGAUGAUCUGCGCUACCUCUUUGGAGAGAUCAUGUAUGGAGGCCACAUCACAGACGACUGGGACCGGAGGCUCUGCAGGACCUAUCUGGAGGAAUUCAUCAGACCGGAAAUGCUAGAAGGAGAGCUGUGCCUGGCACCCGGGUUCCCACUCCCGGGCAACCUGGACUAUGCUGGUUACCAUCAGGUCAAGGUCCUCCUGGAAGAAAUACUGGAGCGAGUGACAGACGAGUUCAACAUGCCGGAGCUGAUGGCCAGAGUGGAGGAGCACAGCCCCUACAUCGUCGUUGCCUUCCAGGAGUGUGAGCGGAUGAACAUCCUCACCAGAGAGAUCCAGCGCUCGCUGAGGGAGCUGGACCUCGGCUUAAAGGGGGAGCUGACCAUGACCAGCGACAUGGAGAACUUACAGAACGCCCUGUACCUAGACACGGUGCCAGAGCCCUGGGCCAGGCGAGCCUACCCCUCCACGGCAGGCCUGGGAGCCUGGUUUGUGGACCUCCUCGACCGAAUCAAAGAGUUGGAGGCCUGGAUAGGAGACUUCACCAUGCCUGCCACGGUGUGGCUGACAGGCUUCUUCAACCCCCAGUCCUUCCUGACCGCCAUCAUGCAGUCCACGGCCCGCAAGAACGAGUGGCCACUGGACCAGAUGGCCCUGCAGUGUGACGUGACAAAGAAGAACAGGGAGGACUUCAGGAGCGCCCCUCGGGAGGGGGCCUACAUCCAUGGCCUCUUUGUGGAAGGCGCUCGCUGGGACGUACAGGCAGGGGUCAUUACGGAGGCGAAGCUGAAGGACCUGACACCCCCCAUGCCCGUGAUGUUCAUCAAGGCCAUUCCUGCAGAUAAACAGGACAGCCGCAGCGUCUAUCCUUGUCCCGUGUACAAGACUUGCCAGCGGGGACCCACCUAUGUGUGGACUUUCAACCUGAAGACCAAGGAGAAGGCAUCUAAGUGGGUUCUUGCUGGAGUCGCUUUGCUUCUCCAGAUUUAG
This is a messenger RNA of Puma concolor (puma), 12090 nucleotides long. The record is from RefSeq and is a predicted model, not a curated record. NCBI's taxonomy places the organism in Eukaryota, Metazoa, Chordata, Mammalia, Carnivora, Felidae.